GGUGGUGGGCGGGCCCUGAAGCCCAGCAAGAAGCAUGGAGGAGCCCGGAGAUCCCCUGUCCAACCCAAGCUCCUCGUCCUCACCUCGGCACUGCGCGGGGGUCUCGGUGUCCACGGAGCUGCUGACGGCGGGGAGCGGCGGCCAAGGAGGUAUAUGGGACAGGUUGCUCAUCAACUCCAAGCCUAAUUCCAGAAAGAAUUCCACUCUCCAAACAGUUCGGAUAGAGAGAAGUCCUUUAUUGGACCAAGUACAGAGCUUUCUCCCACAGAUGGCUCAGGCAAAUGAAAAGCUAAGAAGAGAAAUGGCAGCUGCACCACCUGGUUGUUUCAAUAUUGAAAAUAUUGAUGGGGCUCUGGGAAAAGUGAUCCAAAUGGAUGUGGCUUUGUUUGAGAUGAAUCAGUCCAAUUCAAAAGAAGAGGAUAGUUCAGAAGAGAAUUCACAAGGCAGUUCAGAGGACAGUUCGGAAUCGGAGGAUGAAGAUGACAGCACCUCUUCUGAAGUCACCGUCGAUAACAUUAAGCUUCCUCACUCAGAAGAGGGAAAAGGCAAGAUAGAGGUUUUGGACAGUCCUGCCAGUAAAAAAAAGGAAUAAUGUAAUAAAUGACCUAAGAAACAGGUGACUUACGCCUACUAAUUCUGUGAAAAAGAAUGUGGCUCACUGGUUAUUUUGCAUUUCCGGGUAUCUGUGGUGCUUUUAUGUAACACUGGAUGAAUUUUGUUUCUCAGAGAAGCAGAAGCUGGCUUUUAAAGAGUCGGGAUAGGUGGCGUUUGGGGAUCUUCUAAGAACAGACUGUCUUUGAUCUCACGUUGAAGCGAUUUAAUUUAGAAAACUUUACUUUGUUCAUGGUGAUGAGUGAAUUUAUUAUCUACUUUCUCCAGUGUAGAUUUCAGAAAUACCAAACUUAUUUUAAAGUAAAAGUACAAAUGGCCUGUUUGUUUUUACUUUAAAUUAUUCUCUUGGAUAAAACAACUUAGAUGGGCUUUUUCUUUUUUAGGUUAUUAUGAAGUCCAAUUUAUUUUGUUACCAUCAAAGUGUGUUCAGUGAAAGAGAAAUUUAAGAGAAAGAAGUCUUUUAGAAAGAAAAGACUUAUAUUUAGCUGCCCUUAGGCAUAUCUACUUUCAUUUUUUUAAAAAUUCCUUUCCAGUUUGAGCUGGAAAACUGGUGCUUUGUGGCUUAAUCACUGUUGAUGACUCUGUAGCCACUCAGUGAGUGUAGAAUUGACUGGCUGGGGAAAUUCAUGUUUUUUUUUUUUCUUUUAAGCAAAAAAAUUUUUUUUCUCAGCUAUUAAAACCAUUCUACACAGUUUGAAACCUAUCAAAUGUAGAAAAUAAAGGAGACCAUAGGAAAAACAGGACACAGGUCUCUCACAUAGACCUGAGAAUUUAAAGGACUACAUCCAAGUGGGCUAACCCGAUGGAAUUUUGUCCCCUAAUGUUUCAGGGCUCUCUUUGAACCAUUUUUUCCUACUCACAUUAGCCCAAGACAUUUUGUAAAUACUGUGAAGAUAAUUCUCAGGAUUCUACCAGUUUUUCCUGGUUAUGCCUCUCUAACUAUUUGAAGAAAUGACCAGAUCUGGAAACGAGACUUCUCAGCUAGAAAGGGUAUUACGCUUUUAGAAAGGGUAUUAGCACCCAACACAACUGUGAUGAAUUAUUGGUAUAAAUUUUUAAAGAUUGUCAUUUACCAGAGAAUAUACUAUGCUAAAUUGUGAGAGGAGUUGCACUUGUCUGGUUUACUACUUAGCAUGAUGUGUGGUAUACAGCAGGCUCUGAAUAAUGUUAACACAUGAAGUAAUGGCUGUAUGAGGGUAUACAGGACAUUUGAAGCUAGGGUAGGCUGCUCUAGGCAGGGAAAUACGAGGUGUGACUUCACAAGAAAUACCUAUCCAAGUAGAAGUAGACUGAGUGAUCAGUGAAAGAGGCUAGUCAGUUUAGAAAUACAUACUAAUAUGUAGAAUUUUAAUGUUUCUCUCCUGCAUUGGCUAUCCAGUGUAAUAAAGCUAGGCUUCCUAUAUAGUAAAUGAAGUCAAGAAAGUUCAGGGUCUCUGGAAAUUCUGAUGACAUAAGAGAAAAAAGAAAAAGAGUAACAUUUGGUAAGAGUUAAUAGAUGAUGCUAAUAUAUGAUAAAGAUGCCAUUUUAACUAAGUAUAAAAUGGAUAAACUGUCAGAAUUGGCUAAGUAUUUCAAACAAGGUUAGAUUCUAGCUUUAUACCAUGUGCUAAUAAUGUGUUAAAUUACAUAUGGAUUAAAAUUUAAAUAUCAAGAAGAUUUAUAUAAGAGUGGGAGACUAUUUAAUAAUGAAAUUGGGCAAAAGUUCAUUUAAAAGCAGAACAUUAAAGCCGGAAGUCACAAAGGAAAAGAGAAAAUUCAUCCACUCUUAAAUAUUUAAAACUAUGGAUGGCAAAGAAAUUUAAAAGGCAAGGGACCAAUUGGAGAAAAUAUUUGCAAUAUCAGACAAUGCAUGUCAUUAAUAUACAAAUUAGUAAAAAGAACUAAUAGCUCACUAGAGAAAAGGUACGGGACAUAAACAAGUAAUUCACAGGAAAAAGAAAACCUUCCACUCCAUUUAUCAAAGAAAUGCAAACGAAGCCAAGAUUGUAUUCUUUACAUAUCAAAAUGGCAAAUGAAACAAUACAAUAGCAUCAACUUACUGAGCCCUUCCUAUGUGUCACCUACUCUUCGAAGUGUUUUUACACUUAAGAGUUAUCACCCUCAUACAAAUAUAAAAACCUAUUGAGUUGCACAUUUAACAUUUGUGCACUUUAUGUAUGUACGUUAUACCUUAAUUCAAAAGCUGUUUUAUCAGCUGGUUGCCUUUAGUCUUUUGGAAGGUAAAUCACUGUUGUGCUUCCGUUAGUCCAGCCUGCGCUUUCUCUGCCUGGUGCUUGGGUGUGAGAUGGCAGCCAUUUGGAGAAUGGGUCUGUUCCUGCCAGGGUUGAUGAAAUGUUCUCUUCACACUUGUGGGGGGCCAUCUUUCUAUAGCUCUGUGACUGUAAAUCAGUGUCAUGUAAAUCAUGUGACUUACAAAUCAGGAAAUCAGGUGCCAUGGGAUGGAAGCAAAUAUUUCAUUCUGAAUGAAUCUCCCAUCUAUUCCCACAAUAUUUUAAUUGUGCAUCAAAUGUGGUACUUACAAAAAGGAAACCUGCCCCACCAAGUAGUUUGUGUUACUGUGCCUGUAUCCUCUCUUGCAGGAGGAAAGGGAAGGAAAGGCUGAGUCUCACUUUCAUCUGCAUUUCCAUCAAGUGCCUAGCAUAGUGCCUUUCAUUCCGUGGGAAUGUACAAUAAAGGUUCAUUAAACUAUU
Manis javanica (Malayan pangolin) is the source of this 3302-nucleotide messenger RNA. It is a transcript of the gene NOPCHAP1, whose product is annotated as NOP protein chaperone 1. Gene Ontology annotation, molecular function: box C/D methylation guide snoRNP complex binding. Lineage: Eukaryota; Metazoa; Chordata; Mammalia; Pholidota; Manidae. Gene Ontology annotation, biological process: box C/D snoRNP assembly. The record is from RefSeq and is a predicted model, not a curated record.